Messenger RNA from Lottia gigantea (owl limpet), 462 nucleotides. RefSeq lists its product as hypothetical. Gene Ontology annotation, cellular component: plasma membrane. Bases 1 to 462 code for a protein of 153 amino acids. The transcript has 3 exons. Lineage: Eukaryota; Metazoa; Mollusca; Gastropoda; Lottiidae. The record is from RefSeq and is a predicted model, not a curated record.
AUGUCCUUCUCAGAUGUUUCGACAUUAACCAAAGUGUCCGCAUUCUUCGCCCUUGUGGCUCUCGUAUUGGAUGUGGUAUCAGUGGCCACGCCGCACUGGCAGAGCGGAAGUGGAUUAUGGCAAGUGUGCGAAACUGUCGGAUCUGUGACGACCUGCACGUCCAUAAACGGUGCUUCGGAUAAAUUCCAAACAGUUCGAGCUUUCGCUGUAAUUGGAGUGUUAUUAGGGGCUGCUGCCCUGGGUUUGCUCGUCUUAUUCAUAUGUAGAUAUACUCAACGACGUGUGAAAGUCGUCAUCAUCAGCCUCUCAGGACUUGCAGCCUUGUGUACCCUGAUAGGAUUCUGUAUCUAUACAUCUAUUGGUGGAGGUGGUUCUUACGAAUAUUCUUUUAUAUUAAACGUUGUUAGUGCUGUACUUUAUGUUAUUGUGGCCGUGUUGUUAGCGGUCGACCGACAUCACUAG